AUGUUACGACGUUUUACCGUACAAGGCCUUCACACCAGCAUGUGGAGUGCGCAGAAACUUGCCGCCCGCUUCUGCGUGAGCAUCAAAGUGCCGACCAUCGCCGAGUCCGUGAGCAGCGGGAAAGUUGUAGGAUGGACCAAAGCCGUCGGCGAUCACGUCGCGGAGGAUGAAGUGAUCUGCCAAAUUGAGUCCGACAAACUCAACGUGGACGUGCGGGCCCCAACAAGCGGCGUCAUCACGAAGAUCAACUUUGAAGAGGGGGCAGUGGUGGAGGUGGGGGCGGAACUCUCCACCAUAAAGCCAGGGGAAGCCCAAGCGGCAAAGAAGGAAGAAACACCAGCAGAAAAGAAGAAGGAAGAAACAACAACAACAACAACUGCUGCAAAGCCUAAACCCCCCGUAGCCGCGGCUCCAGCAACACCGAAGAGUACAUCGACAACCAUCACAACGACAACGGGAUCUGAUCCGCGUGUGCGGAGUGUUCGGAUUUCAUCCAUGCGUCAGCGUAUAGCGGAUCGUCUAAAGGCGAGUCAAAACACAUGCGCCAUGUUAACGACAUUUAAUGAGAUUGAUAUGACACCUCUUAUUGAGUUACGCAACCGAUAUAAAGAUGAUUUCUUCAAGAAGCAUAAUGUGAAAUUAGGGUUUAUGUCCCCUUUUGUAAAAGCUUGUGCCAUUGCCCUACAAGAUGUGCCUAUUGUGAAUGCCUCCUUCGGUACCGAUUCUAUUGAAUAUCACGACUUUGUGGAUAUCAGCAUUGCGGUCUCCACUCCACGUGGACUUGUGGUCCCUGUCCUUCGCGAUGUGCAGAAUUCUGACUUUGCGAUGAUUGAAAAACAAAUCGCUGACUUUGCGGAUCGUGCGAAGGUGAACAAACUCACACUUGCCGAGAUGACGGGCGGUACUUUCACGAUCAGCAAUGGCGGUGUCUUUGGCUCGUGGAUGGGCACUCCCAUCAUCAAUCCCCCGCAGUCCGCCAUUCUCGGCAUGCACGCCACGAAGAAGCGGCCGUGGGUCGUCGGCAACGAAAUAAAAGUGCGCGACGUGAUGGCCGUUGCGCUCACGUACGACCACCGACUCAUUGACGGCAGCGACGCGGUGACGUUUCUCGUGAAGGUGAAGAAUCUCAUAGAGGACCCCGCACGUAUGGUGCUCGAUCUCGCGUAA
Messenger RNA from Trypanosoma theileri, 1167 nucleotides. RefSeq names its product 2-oxoglutarate dehydrogenase, E2 component, dihydrolipoamide succinyltransferase. The transcript has a single exon. The record is from RefSeq and is a predicted model, not a curated record. Gene Ontology annotation, cellular component: oxoglutarate dehydrogenase complex. NCBI's taxonomy places the organism in Eukaryota, Euglenozoa, Kinetoplastea, Trypanosomatida, Trypanosomatidae. Gene Ontology annotation, biological process: tricarboxylic acid cycle. The coding region runs from base 1 to 1167 and encodes 388 amino acids. Gene Ontology annotation, molecular function: dihydrolipoyllysine-residue succinyltransferase activity.